Messenger RNA from Cimex lectularius (bed bug), 6598 nucleotides. RefSeq names its product zinc finger protein castor homolog 1-like. Gene Ontology annotation, biological process: positive regulation of transcription by RNA polymerase II; regulation of neuron differentiation. The coding region runs from base 569 to 4834 and encodes 1421 amino acids. Gene Ontology annotation, molecular function: DNA-binding transcription factor activity, RNA polymerase II-specific; RNA polymerase II transcription regulatory region sequence-specific DNA binding. NCBI's taxonomy places the organism in Eukaryota, Metazoa, Arthropoda, Insecta, Hemiptera, Cimicidae. The transcript is spliced from 26 exons. The record is from RefSeq and is a predicted model, not a curated record. Gene Ontology annotation, cellular component: nucleus.
GAAAUGGGUUGAACUUGGUUCCUGCACCUCCACUUUUUUGUUAUAGUUUCAGUUUUAUUGAGUUCUGAUUCAGGGGAGGAGUGUGGAUAACAGGGGUGGGGAGCACUCCAAACUGCUCACCGUUUUUUGGAUUUUAGUCGUGUAGCCGGGAUCACCUGUGACGCAUACUCACCCCCUACCCUUUUUCGAUUUCGUGUGAUCCCUGACUUUUUCGAUUUAUCCUUUUUCGCCGACGGAUGCCCCCGACGGCGGAGCGGACUUUUAUCCGGGAAAAUUUUUUUCGUUUUUUUUUCUUCUUCAUAAUUAAUCGAGACCUUAGUGCCUGUGCAUUGAUAAAUCACAGAGACCGAGUGACACUUAGUGAUUCUUGUGAAAUGUCCUCGUAGGACCCAGCCAUACACACACAUUCAACAGGUGAGGGGAAAUAAGAAAUACUUCCGAUAUUCAACUGGUCUACUACUGUUUUGUCAGUACAGAUUCCGUGGUAUGUUCCCUUUCAAGAGGGAUUCUCACUCGAGCGGAAGUCUAUAAAAAGUUUGUCUACCGACCCGACGGAGACGGCAUUUCCAUGGUGAACAUGGCGGAGACCGAGUCGAUGUUCCUUGGUGGGAGCCGGUUGUCGAUGAACGGAGUGGACACCAUGUCGGACGACUCCGACAUCGAAACUCCUAUGCUGAUCCGCUCCUUUCAGCAGACGAAGCGUAACAAACGGAAAAACUUCCAACCGAGGAAUAUCACCUACUGCGAGGAGGCGCCUCUCUCCCUCAGCAGAAACGAAAACGAGGAGUACGCCUUGGACCUGAGUAGUUUCGAUUCCAACAGCGCUCCCGAGACCAAGAGGAUGAGAUGCAGCACGGACGAACCGGCACCCAUGGACCUCAGCUCGAAACCCAACAGAAAAGAGGAAGAGCACAGCGAUUUCGACGACAGUUCGGACAGCGAAGGAAGCAAGUGGGCCGGACACUACAACGACCAGCCAUCCCACCAGUACUUCCUACAGCAAGAUUUCUUACACCAUCAGCCGACCGACGCUUCCGAUCUCAGGGAGUACGCUCAAAACACAAUGAAAGAACUGUUGGAAAUUUACGGUUUAAACAGUGCCGAAGUCGCAGAAUCAAUUACGAACAACGUUCCCAUCGCAAACUUUUCAUCAGGUAAAAUAUUGGAGAGUUUGCGAAGAGGAGCUCCUGUCCUACAGAAGCAGCCGAUGAAGAGUCCUGAAGGAUCUCAGCCCCCGACGCCACCGAGGAGUCCUCCGCAGAGCCCCUCGAAAAACAAGGAUCAGUCGAAGCUGAUCCCUGCGCACACGCCGACCCAGCAAAACUUCCCACCGAGGGUGGUGUUGCCGCAGAAUAUGGCCACGAUAUUCGCCCUGGCAGCAAUUCAGGACAGGCAAAGAGGCGCUGGAAAUCACGCUACCUCGUCGACCUCAUCCCCCAAAGAUCUCGUAACGACUCCAACAAUUGUGAUGGGCCGUGAACAACCUAGUCCAAUUAUUCGUGAAGGAAAGACGGUGACUCCGAUAGAUUAUUCUCGUUAUGUCAGGAGGUUUGCAAGUUCUUUGGAAUGUGGAAACCAGUACUGCAAAGAGCUUAACUACAGAGAACAUUUUCAUUGCCUCGAUUGCAACUCGAGAGUUUUUGUUAAAAAAGAGGAAAUGAUAAGACACUUUAAGUGGCACAAGAAGAGGGACGAAUCUCUUCAGCACGGAUUUAUGCGGUAUUCGCCGAGCGACGAUUGCUCUGACAAGUAUCCGAUGUGCGGGCACAACAGAAAACAGACGCAUUACCAUUGCAUACAAGGUACAUGCGACAAAGUGUACAUAAGCACGUCGGACGUUCAGAUGCAUGCCAACUAUCACAGAAAGGAUUCGGCGAUUAUCCAAGAAGGAUUUCAGCGAUUGAGAGCGACUGAAGAGUGCCGGACACGACACUGUGCCUUUUUCGGCCAGAGGACCACGCACUUCCAUUGCAGAAGAGACCACUGUCAAUUUACGUUCAAAAACAAAGCGGAUAUGGAAAAACACAAGACAUACCAUAUCAAGGAUGAACAACUGGCUAGAGACGGUUUCAAAAAAUUUCUGAAACCGGAUCCUUGUGGAUUUGCGAAUUGUAGAUUUUCGCAAGUCUGCAAUCAUAUUCAUUGUAUUAGAGAAGGGUGUUCAUACAUCUUACAUUCCAGUGGCCAGCUUGUUAGUCAUAAACGUAAACAUGAAAGAAAAGAGAACGAAAUCGCCUACCGGAAAUUUAAGCUAGCUCAACAAGCUGUCGUAAACAUCGGUAGUGCAGAUCAGACUCACACUGAUUUACCACCUGGGACAUCACUGCUGAUGCAGCAGGCAUCCUCGUUGGCCGCUCUUAAUGCGCUCAGUGAAAAUUUCACUACAGCACCGACUUCGGAACGGAUGAGUCCCAAACUGUCUACAUCUUUUCAGUACAAUGUAUCUCCUGGGAGUCCAGGCUUCAUGGACCAGUCUACAUCAUCUCAAGAUUAUGAUGAUGAAUUCACUCGCUACAUUGCUUCCUGUAGUACAAAUUACAUUUGUCAACAUCAGUGUCCGUACUCAGGCACAGAACAUUUCCACUGCAAAGAACCUUCCUGCGAACUUUCUUUUCGGUGCAGAGAAACAGCUGAAGGUCAUGCGAGGAUGCAUGAAGCUCAAGAGCGUGUCAGUGAUUUCUACCAAGAAAGCACCGGACCCCAGUGCCAGGAGAGCAACUGUCCCAGCGAAAAACAUUUCCAUUGUACUUGGGAUGGAUGCAGUGAAGUUGUAAUGCCUAGCGAGCGACUGGAACACUUCCGUUCCCAUGAAAUAUCAGCUCAACACAAUAAUUCAUUAGAAUCUCUCUUCCGAAGGAAACGUGGUCGUCCACCAAAGAACCGUGUAAUCGAGGUCUGGAAUGAUUAUGGAAGUGGAGUUGGUUCUGAUACACCUCAGGCUAUUUUCGCCAGUUUUAAACUUCCAAAACCAACGCCUGGCACACCUACAUCAACAGCAACAGAUGCAUCAAAUUCACCUUUGACUAUCACUCCAAUCGUUGAAACCAAAGCGCAAUUUUUACAAAACUUGGAGACGCAGGGUUUUCAAUCUUACACUGGACCUUGUCCAGACCCACUUUGCUCAUUAUCAGAAAAGCCUCAACAUUAUCAUUGUUCGCGGCCAAGAUGUUACUUCGCUACUGACAGUGAUGAUUUUCUAUUAGCGCACACACGAGAUUUCCAUGACAAUAUUGAUAUUUUAGAAGGAUUUCUAUUUUUUGAUAGAUCAGUAGACUGUAGAUUUGAAAAUUGCCCUAGUAACAAAGUGAAUAGACACUUCCACUGUAUAAAACCAAACUGUGGCUACUCUUUUGUGAGAUAUUCUCACAUGGCCAUCCACCAGGCUGAACAUGAACAACAGCAACAAGCUGAACAUCAACAGCACUCCUCACCAUCACAGCCCACAGAUUUAAGUGAAAGUUGUGAGAGACUGUCUGUAAAGUCAGAAGUUUCUCACCAUAGCAAUAGUGAAAAUAACCCCGAAGAAGCCACGAUAACUGUUCGACCGACAGUGGUGAAGGCGUCAGGUACUUUCUACCCACUCUGUGGUCUGUCAAAUAGCAACUCUUCCCCCACACCCGCUUCAGAAAGCCUAAUUAAGACGGAGCCAGGAACUAUGAACAGUGAGGCGACGCUACCUGAAUGGAUGUCGGCUGAGAAGCACGAGCGCUACGGCCCAGAGGUAACUUGUAGUCGCCCAUUUUGCAAGCUUAAAAGGAAAGAGCAUUACCACUGCAAUGCAUGCAAUCAGGCAUUUUCUGAAAUGGAAAGACUAAAGCCUCAUAUUGCAAAACAUAAUCCAGCUGCAAUUCCUUCUGUUCUUGUGAAAUCUGAGAAUAAUAAUAAUGAAGAUAACAAUCAGCCUCCUCAUCAUGGACUAAGUAUGAUGCCGAUGGGCCUUGAUGGGCCAGACACAACCUUGAUGCCGCCGCCACAGUUCCCCGGUUUCAGUGCUGCCGUCGCAGCAGCUGUCGCGAAUCAGCAAUUGGCUAUGAUUACAUCUCAGGGUAUCCCUUUUAUGCCUCAUGCCAUGCCAGGACUCUAUACAUCUCCUUCGGGCUUGAUGUUCACUGGUCAUCCAGGAUUUGCACCCCAUCAUUCAGCUCUGGUUAACAACGGUUUACUCGAAUCUGCAAGAGCAUCUAUGCUUUGUAGUGAUGCCACACCUGAAUCAAUUAUGUCAAGAAACUCGAUUUCACCUCACAGAGACAUUUCAGUCGAGGCAAAAAAGGCUAGAGUUCAAACAAGUAUGAGGAUGCUGAAGGAUGAGCCGGUGCCUGAGGGUUAUCUCAGAUUUAGGUUUAAUGAAGACUGUAGAUACAACCACUGCAGUUACAGAGAACACCAAACCCAUUUCCAUUGCAUGCGCCAAGAUUGUGGAUAUAGUUUUUGCGAUAAAACUAGAUUUGUCCAACAUACAGCGAGGCAUGAAAGAUUAGAUACUUUGAUGGGUGGUGACUUCCAGCAGUAUAGAGUUAACGUAGCUUGUGGUAGACAAGACUGUUCAUACAAAUCUAAUCUUGGUUCGGCUCAAAACAAGUCUUCUCAUUUCCACUGUCUUAAGUGUGAGUUCGUCUGUACCGACACAAACAAAGUGGUCGCUCAUAGGCGGCAACAUCAGAAAUUAGACUCAAUAAUGGCAGCUGGGUUUGAAAAAUUUACACCGUCGCAACCGUGCUCUUCGCCCGAGUCAUGUGCCCACAAUGGUAAACAGACACAUUACCACUGCCUUAGUUGUCAGUAUGCCGUUCUAGGACUAAGUCAAAUGACAGCUCACAAAUACAGACAUAUGUAAAUAACUAUUAAUUACAAUUUAUUCCAAAUUGAGAAAAACAAUUAUUAAAAAGACUUAACUUAUUUCAAAAUUUAAUUCGAAACAAAUUUACGGAUUUGGUUUGAUGACUUUUCUAUUUUGAAAAACUGAACAUAGUUGCUCAUUGUGAAUAUUGAAUUAAUGUGCUAUGUUUAAGACAAAACAAUAAUAAAGCACUAAUAAAAGACAAAAAGAACCAAAUUGUUUAGAAAUAAUAGGACAAAUUGUAGCGUGAUGUUUUCUUUAAAAUGUGUAUGUAUUUAUCAUUUAAAAUUAUCCAAACAAAAUUAUUGUAUUGUUUGCUAAUUGUAUUAGCAAUAUGUGAUAUGUAUAUAUACGGCUAUGUGCCAUCAAACAGAAGGUAAAUGCCUCUGUAUAAUUUGUAUAGUUGGGAAUUAGCUAGUAUUUGUAAUACCAAUACAUACAUGCAUAUAUAUAUAAAUAUAUACAUAGAACGAUUGUUUUAUAGAUGUUCUUUGUAAAUAGCUUUAUUUGAAGUAUAAAAGAAAUGCUUAAUUGAUAGAGAUUUACAUAUUCCUAUAAAAGUAUUUUUGUUCAUAAUCAGAUAUAAUGAGCAAUAUUUGUAUACGUUAUGUAGAAUAUAUUUUACAUAGUCAAACUUUGUGUGAAUAAUACUCCAAUAAAUAAUAAUUGGAAAUGUAUAUUUUUAGUUAACCUAUAAAUCAUUGAUUCGAUAAUACCUAUAUCUAUUUUUCUAGUGACAUGAGAGAGUAUGUAACUGAGAAAAAUAUUAUCUAUUGUGUGGUUAAACAUUUUCAAUAAUUUGUUUUAGAAAAAAAUACGUUAAACUGAAAGUGUUAUCAGACUGUUUUAAGUUAGACGUCCCUAACCGAUUUAUAAAAUAAGUCUGAAUAUUGUUAAUGCACUGCUUACUAUUUUUGUGCUCUUAUUUUUCAAAAGUUGCGAGCAAUGCAUUUAUAAUUAUAGUCAGAAGAGGUUUGUGUUAAAUUCAAUUUAAUGUUUGAAACAUGCAGUAGUUCCUAAAAGUCUUGUUUGAUCAAUUGAGUACAGUCACUCAAAUUAAACAUCAAACUGGCUGUUAUCACACAAAAUUGUUUCUAUCUGUUUUAGUAUAAACUGUGAACACAGCAUCACAUGAUAAAUAAAUAAGUGCUAAAAGUAUUCUAAAGCUUGCAUUGUGCCCUUAAUAUACCACAUUAUUUAAAUUUAUAUUAUAAAAAGUUCCAGCAAUUAGAAUUAAUUCCAUACUGUAAUAAUAAGUAGUGCCUUUGAAAAGGAGUAUUUUUGUCUAUCUGAAAAGAAGAAACAUGCAUUCUAGUACAUGGUAGUGAUUACAAACAUUUUAAUUUGAGUAUGUGAUUAAAAUUUUCUUAUUUUCUUGUUUCACUGUGAGAUAAUGUAAUUGAUUAUGAAUUUUUUAUAUUAUAUGUACAUUUAUGUAAGAGUGUCAUGUACAAUAUAGUUAUUUAUUUAUUUUGUAUCACAAUUUCUCUAUAAUAAGCAUAACAUAAUUAUAAAAGGCAGUGGGAUUCUGUAAAUAUAAUUUGUAAAUCCUUGGGUUUCAAGCCUCCCGUGCCUUAAAAUGGUAAAAUGGUUGCAAUUUUGAUUCAUUGCCACUAUUGACCACCCUGGUAUUAUUUAUAAUUUUUUUAUGUAAGUAAAAUAGAUUAUCGAUAUAUUUGACACUAUAAACUCCACGUAUGUAAAUCGUUUAUAGAAUGAUUUAGUUAAGAGCAAUGAACAAUAAAUAUUUAUAUAUAAAUA